Molecule: messenger RNA, 951 nt
Organism: Diaporthe citri
Lineage: Eukaryota; Fungi; Ascomycota; Sordariomycetes; Diaporthales; Diaporthaceae
Exons: 1
Coding region: 1-951 (316 amino acids)
Source: RefSeq, a predicted model, not a curated record
AUGGCCUCCCCAGACACCAAGGACUGGCUCAUCUGCACGGCUUGCGGCACCCAGUAUCCCACCGCAGACCGCCAGCAACAGUCACGAUGCUUCAUAUGCGACGACCCCAGGCAGUUCACCCCGCCCUCGGGCCAGAGCUUCACCACGCUGGGCAGCAUGGUCUCGUCCCUCGCGGCCUACAAGAAUGUCUUCCGCCGCUACGACAAGGACGACCGCCUGACCUUCAUCUACACCACCCCAAAGUUCGCAAUCGGCCAGCGCUGCGUCCUCAUCAGGACACCCGCCGGCAAUAUCCUCUGGGACUGCAUUACCCUCCUGGAUGCGGCUACCAUCGAUGAGAUCAACAAACUAGGCGGGCUCAAGGCCAUCGUCAUCUCCCACCCGCAUUACUACUCCACCCACCUCCAGUGGGCCCGUGCCUUCAACUGCAGCGUCUACCUCGCCGCCGAGGACAAGCAGUGGCUGGCCCUGACGGACCCCUCGCGCCAGAUCUUCCUGGAACCUGGCACUACGGAGCAGCAGGUCACGGUCUCGGGCAAGGAUACCGGCGCCAUCGCCCUCAAGCUGGGCGGCCACUUCCCCGGCAGCCUGGUGCUGCUCUUCGACAGGCACCUCCUCGUCGCCGACACCCUCCUGACCACGCCGUCAGGCAUCGGCAGCUGGGAGACGGACGCCGUCGGUAACAGGCGCGAGGGCCACCUGGGCCGGCCAGAGGGCGCGAACUCGUUUGCCUUCAUGUGGAGCAUCCCCAACUUCAUCCCCCUGUCGCCGGACGAGAUCUCAGGAAUGUGGGAUGUCCUGGGCAAACAUGAUUUCCGAAGCACGCACGGCGCUUUCAUGGGGCAGGAUAUCGAGGACGACAAUAUCAAGGGGAGGGUGCUGGAGUCUGCGAAGAUUCAAAUUCGUAGGAUGGGUUGGACGGACCAUGCUUUCUUGUCUGUAUCCGAAUAG